CCGGUUCCCAUCGCCUCCCUCCUGUCCUGUGCUCAACGGGCACCAACCGCGAGGGGCGACGCAGCCAGCGCCACCAAAUCAAAUCAAAUCAAGCAGAGCGCCAGAGCCACACACCCCACCUACCACACCACCUGGAGGCAGAGCGAUGGACCUCGCCCUCGUGGAGAAGGCCCUUCUGGGCCUGUUCGCGGCGGCGGUGCUGGCCAUCGCCGUGGCGAAGCUGACGGGGAAGCGGCUCCGGCUGCCCCCCGGCCCCGCCGGCGCCCCCGUGGUGGGCAACUGGCUGCAGGUCGGCGACGACCUGAACCACCGCAACCUGAUGGAGCUGGCGAAGCGGUUCGGCGACAUCUUCCUCCUCCGCAUGGGCGUGCGCAACCUGGUGGUGGUGUCCACGCCCGAGCUCGCCAAGGAGGUGCUGCACACGCAGGGCGUGGAGUUCGGCUCCCGCACCCGCAACGUCGUCUUCGACAUCUUCACCGGCAAGGGCCAGGACAUGGUGUUCACCGUCUACGGCGACCACUGGCGCAAGAUGCGGCGCAUCAUGACCGUCCCCUUCUUCACCAACAAGGUGGUGGCGCAGAACCGCGCCGGCUGGGAGGAGGAGGCCCGCCUCGUGGUGGAGGACGUGCGGAGGGACCCCAGGGCCGCCACCGAGGGCGUCGUCAUCCGCCGCCGCCUCCAGCUCAUGAUGUACAACGACAUGUUCCGCAUCAUGUUCGACCGCCGCUUCGAGAGCGAGCAGGACCCGCUCUUCAACAAGCUCAAGGCGCUCAACGCCGAGCGCAGCCGCCUCUCCCAGAGCUUCGAGUACAACUACGGCGACUUCAUCCCCGUCCUCCGCCCCUUCCUCCGCGGCUACCUCAACCGAUGCCACGACCUCAAGACCCGCCGCAUGAAGGUCUUCGAGGACAACUUCGUCCAGGAGCGCAAGAAUGUGAUGGCGCAGACUGGCGAGAUCCGGUGCGCCAUGGACCACAUCCUCGAGGCCGAGAGGAGGGGCGAGAUCAACCACGACAACGUCCUCUACAUCGUUGAGAACAUCAACGUCGCAGCGAUCGAGACUACCUUGUGGUCGAUCGAGUGGGGUAUCGCUGAGCUGGUGAACCACCCGGCGAUCCAGUCCAAGCUCCGCGAAGAGAUCACCUCCGUGCUGGGCGCCGGCGUGGCGGUGACGGAGCCGGACCUGGAUCGCCUGCCCUACCUGCAGGCCGUGGUCAAGGAGACCCUCCGCCUGCGCAUGGCCAUCCCGCUGCUGGUCCCGCACAUGAACCUCAACGACGGCAAGCUCCACGGCUACGACAUCCCCGCCGAGUCCAAGAUCCUCGUCAACGCGUGGUUCCUCGCCAACGACCCCAAGCGGUGGGUGAAGCCCGAGGAGUUCCGCCCCGACCGGUUCCUGGAGGAGGAGAAGGCCGUGGAGGCCCACGGCAACGACUUCCGGUUCGUGCCCUUCGGCGUCGGCCGCAGGAGCUGCCCCGGGAUCGUCCUCGCGCUGCCCAUCAUCGGCAUCACGCUGGGCAGGCUGGUGCAGAACUUCCAGCUGCUGCCGCCGCCGGGGCAGGACAAGGUCGACACCACCGAGAAGCCCGGGCAGUUCAGCAACCAGAUCGCCAACCACGCCACCAUCGUCUGCAAGCCGCUCGAGGCCUAAGAGUCCCGGAAAUGCGCGUUCCAGAGCAGAGGCCAUCGAUCGAGCACUACGUAUUUUGGUUCGUUUAUUUUUUUUCUUGUGUUUUUUGUACUAUAAGAGGAGACGCGUAUUCUUGUUCGUGUUGGGUGUCGACUGAUGGUGGGGGGGGGGGGGGGGGGGGUAUAUGGGGCUGUGGUACGCGUGGUGUUGUAGAUUCACUUGGUUAUGUUCUCGCAAACUUAUCCAUAAUUUAUAGUGCUGUAAACUUGAAUUCAGACCCA
This is a messenger RNA of Panicum virgatum (switchgrass), 1911 nucleotides long. Its product is annotated as trans-cinnamate 4-monooxygenase-like. NCBI's taxonomy places the organism in Eukaryota, Viridiplantae, Streptophyta, Magnoliopsida, Poales, Poaceae. The record is from RefSeq and is a predicted model, not a curated record. The transcript is spliced from 3 exons. Gene Ontology annotation, molecular function: iron ion binding; trans-cinnamate 4-monooxygenase activity; heme binding. Gene Ontology annotation, biological process: lignin metabolic process. Bases 146 to 1651 code for a protein of 501 amino acids.